Messenger RNA from Ascochyta rabiei, 1269 nucleotides. RefSeq names its product accessory factor associated with RNA polymerase II. The record is from RefSeq and is a predicted model, not a curated record. Gene Ontology annotation, biological process: transcription elongation by RNA polymerase II; positive regulation of transcription elongation by RNA polymerase II. Gene Ontology annotation, molecular function: RNA polymerase II complex binding. The transcript has 2 exons. NCBI's taxonomy places the organism in Eukaryota, Fungi, Ascomycota, Dothideomycetes, Pleosporales, Didymellaceae. Bases 1 to 1269 code for a protein of 422 amino acids. Gene Ontology annotation, cellular component: Cdc73/Paf1 complex.
AUGACAUCACAAGCAGCACAAACGGAGGUGGACGACCCGCUCUACAACUUGCGCCUGUCCAUCAAAGCCUCAGCGACACCCAUUCUUAGCACAAGCGCCGAACCCACACCGGCCGACUACCUCGAUGACCUGGCACGAGCGACACACAUCACAUUCAAUGUCGACGAUGCGCAUCGAACCUUUGACCUCACAACAGACACGCGCUUUGCGCCAGACAGCAAGCCAAUCGACUUGCGCAGCUGUUACUUUGCCUGGGUCAACAAAGAUGCCUCUGUUACCGACUACUUUGCCGCCGUAACGACGCUGAAUGAGGAGCUGCCAGGUGGCGCGGGCGGAAGCGUACAGAACUUGACGUUCGCGCAGAAGAUCGAGCUGAUUGCGUGGCUGAGUGGGGAGACAGAGAGCAGUGAUAGCAUCGCAUCAAUUGACAGCGGCACCGCGACAGCAGCAGCGGGCGAUGCGGCAGCGAUUGCGGGCGGAAAGGGCGUACCGGUGGAUCGCAACAUGAAAAGCACACAAGGUGGCAUGGUAGACGCGCGACUCCUCCAGAUCUACGACGGCGAGAGAAAUAUGGGUGACCACAACACCAUCUUACGCGGGAACAAGCCUAUUGACUUCUCCCUCUAUCGUAAAACUGCCGCCUCGUUCUUCCGUUCGCGCCCCGAUUCGCACAAACCCAGCGCCCCGCAACCUGCGCUCGUAUCGAACCUUACAAAGAAGCCACACCAGAAGGUGCAGCCUAUCAUCCUACUCUCGCCAUCUGCCUCGUCCCUCCUGCGCACUUCCAACAUAAAGUCCUUCCUCGACGACGGCAUCUUCAUUCCUCCUAAUGCCGCCGACACGACCUCGGCAAACAUGAUCCAGAUCCGUCGACCGAUGCCUUCCAUCUCCUCGCAGCCCAUAACCUUCAUCCUAGUCGACAGCACUACCUCUUUCAAGCCAACCUACUGGCAGCGCGUCGUCGCCGUUUUCACUACAGGUCAGACCUGGCAGUUCAAAUCGUACAAGUACCCGAACCCGGCCGAGCUGUUCAGCCACUACCCAGGUAUCUACGUGGGGUGGCAGGGCGAGGAGACGCCUGAAGGAAUCCAGAAUUUGGGGAGAGGCGUAUUGAGCGCCAAGGUGGACAAGUGGACGGGCAGCGAGAAGGGGCGGUGGAGGGACAGGGAGGUUGUGGAGAGGAUUUGGGGCCGUAUUGAGGAGGGCAUGAGGCGGGCUGGGUGGACGAGGGAGGGGCCUGGGUUGGCGGGUCAGCAGCCUGGACGGUAG